UAUGAGCUUAAAUGGUAUUUAGGUCUUGUCGGGGUCAUAAUUCAAAUUAUGCCCGAUUCUUGAGUUAUUUUCAAGAUAAGAUAAAAACGAUACGAAAGGGAUAUCGGAAGCUGCGGGAUCCGAAUUCAGUAGUCGCAUGCUGCCGAAUCAUAGAACGAAAAUGAAGUUGCUUUGUCUUCACUUAGCGGUCCUAACUGCUGCAACUCUUCUAACUCCUACAGACGCCUAUCGUCUGCCAACAACGGUUCUACCAUCGCGCUACCAGGUGCACCUGAACCUCUCCGCUCAAGCUUUCACCGCCAAUUCGAACGACUAUGAAGGUUACGUCAUUAUCACUUUAAGGGCGACCCAAACCAAUGUCACUUCCAUAAAACUCCAUGCAGCUCACGACUUCAUCGAGAUCACUUCAGCUUUUGUGGGCAGCAAUGACGUUUCUAGCAUCGUGGUCGAUAACAGUACCGAUAUCGUUACUUUAAGUGGCUUCGGUAAUCUCUCUGCUACAUCCAAUAGCAAUUUGUUUAUUAACUUCAAAAGUAGGCUGAGCACUGGUGACAUGUUUGGAUUUUAUAAGAGCAGCUAUAACUCUAGUGGGGUGAGUAAGUACUUGGCUACAACUCAGUUCCAGCCAGUGUACGCAAGACGAGCGUUUCCUUGCUUUGACGAGCCAGCGUUUAAGGCAGUUUUCGAGAUUUCUUUGACUUAUCCAAGAGAUCUGGUCGCCUGGUCUAAUAUGCCCGGAGCGGUUCAUAAUACUAGUGACUUGGUCGGAAAUGAUCCAACAUUGAAGACGACUCAGUUCAAUUCCAGUGGUCAGAUGCCGACUUAUUUGGUGGCAUUCAUCAUAUCGGAUUUCACGUGUACCGAGGGAGAGAACAUCGAACAGAACUUGGUGCCGUACAGGGUGUGCUCCACGGCAGAAACCAACUCGACCAGAACGUUUGCCGUAGAGGCAGGAGUACCGCUACUAAGGAGUUUGAAUGCUUACACAGAAUACCCGUACAGUAGCAUGGGUUUCCCGAAAAUGGACCAAGUGGCCAUUCCGGAUUUUGCGGCCGGAGCCAUGGAAAAUUGGGGUUUGGUUACUUAUAGGGAACGUUUGCUGUUAUGGGACGAAGCGGAGUCUACGACGGCAGAACAGCAGCAAAUCGCCACAAUUAUUUCGCACGAAUAUGCCCACCAGUGGUGGGGUAACUUGGUCACGAUGCAGUGGUGGGCCGAGACAUUUUUGAACGAGGGUUUCGCCACUUAUUUCGAGUAUUUUACCACUCAUGAUGUGUUCCCCGCCUGGCAACUGGACAAACAAUGGAUAAACCGCGUGUUCCAAAGAAUCCUGGAAAGCGAUUCCUUGUUAUCGUCACCGGCUCUACAGCAGGACGUCAAUACAGACGCUCAAGUGAUGGCCCGGUUCGCGUCUGUAUCUUAUUUAAAAGGUGGAAGCAUUUUCAGGAUGGCCGAACAUAUUGUGGGAAAAGAGAACUUCGUACUAGGACUCAGGAACUAUCUGACAAAAUAUGCCUUCCAAAACACUCUUCCAGACGAUCUUUGGAACGCCUUGGAUGAAACGUUAAACGUUACCACUAGGUCUAGACUACCAUUAAACACUAACUUAAGUACCGUCAUGCGAAACUGGGUGGUAACCCCUGGGUUUCCACGCUUAGAGGUGCGACUUGUCAGCACCGCUGUUAUAGUGGAACAAGUCGGCAGAUUCUUGGUCAAUGGCGAGAACGCAAGUGCAAGAUGGUACAUUCCCAUCACAUACUCGACCAACAUAAAUAAUAACUUUGAGAACACUACAGCCAUGGACUGGCUGGAGCCACUUGGGAUUGUUCAGAUCUCGUUUGUUAAUAACGAACAGUGGGUGGUCCUGAACAAUGGCGUAACUGGUUAUUACAGAGUCAACUACAAUAAUCUUUGGGAGCCAUUGAUAGCCGCCUUACAAGCCAGUAACUUCUCAGGAAUCCCCGAUAUUAACAGGGCAACUUUCGUGGAUGACGCUUUCCAGUUUGCCAGAGCCAACGUGUUGAACUACAGCCAGGUCUUUGACAUUAUCGAAUUCCUGGCUAAUGACACCUCUCACUAUCCCUGGUUCCCUGCGAUUAAGUCUUUUAACUUUUUGCUCAGGAGGGUGGGUCAGGACUCCAGACUAGGAAACGUUAUGAGUAACCACAUUUUGCGUCUACUGACGAACAUUUAUGCUUCAGUCCCUUGGACGAAUGUGAACACUACCAAUCACGCUUACUCCAUGAAGCAAGUGGAUGUUUUAACGUUGGCUUGUAGGUUAGGGUUACCUAACUGUUGGCAGCAUGCUCUGGAGAGAUUUGGAAUGUACAAAAUAACUGGAGAAAGACCCACGCCCAACUUAAGAAGCGUCAUUUACUGCAACGCUUUACGAUAUGGAAACAACGUGGAUGACUGGGAAUUUUUAUGGAGGGCAUUCGGUGCCACCCAAGUGGCUAGUGAACAAGUGAGGCUUCUGUCAGCUUUGGGCUGUAUCCAGGACGAAGCCACCCUUCAAAGGUUCCUAAACUUGACUCUGGAUCCUAACUCUGGAAUAAGGAGCCAAGACGCCAUAACCGCUUUUACGUCAGUGUACACCAGCAGCACCGUGGGUAUCUCCGUGGCAUUUAAAUUUUUAAAAGAAAAUCAUCGAUUAAUCGACGAGAGGUACCAAAGCCUAAACGCUCUGACCAACAUGGUCACUGGAUUGGCCGAAAGAUUUACCAACAGAAGUCAAGUGGAUGAGCUAAGAGCGUUUAUCGAUACCGGUCUGCUGAGUGAAGAGUUCCAUACGGCGGCCACAGUUGCUGUAUCUACAGCCGAAGCCAACUUGCAAUGGCUCGAAGAUAAUUGGCUUGAACUGCACGCUUAUUAUGAAUUGGAUCCAGAUGAAGCUGUAGAGCCGAAUAACACCACUACAUCUACCAGUCCAUUGCCUCCGGUUAAUGUUAGUACCACGACUGUUUCCACUACGACAGAAGGUGGUGCUGCAGGAUUGGCGGCCGUACCGGCGGUAGUCCUCUUGGUUCUGUCAGUGAUUUUAGGAUUAAGAAGAUUAGACGGUAUUAAAGAUGCUGAUAACGCGUUUAUUACUUUGAAUAAAUUCAACCUGCAUGUUAAGUUCGUAUUAAUUCAGUGGCUUUCAGGUUGGUUGUUCAAAAUGCAUGUAUCAUCAUAUAUUUUGGCCUUAUAUUCCAUUUUGGCCGCAGCCCAGACCUAUAGACUACCAGAAACCGUUUUACCGUCCAGAUAUGUGGUAGACCUCUUCGUUCCUGAAGAUGUCUUCACUGGACAAAACCGCACCUUUGAAGGCACCGUUUCGAUUAAUUUUAAAGUAAACGUGAACACAUCAGAGAUCCAAUUGCACCAUAGAGUCAACUGCACCACCAUGGAGCUAACCUACGGCACAUCCAACAUUAUAACUAUAUCCAACUCCACUGAUAACUCUACCACAGAAAUCCUCACUCUUACUUUAUCGGAAUCUUUAUCGCCAAACAUUGAGUAUCAGCUUAAAAUCGGCUAUAAUGGCAUUCUAGAAGAAAAAGACAUGCGAGGCAUCUAUAUAAGCACCUAUAAGAACGAAACCAACCAAACCACAUACAUGGUAACCACCCAGUUUCAAGCUACUAAUGCAAGGCAUGGGUUUCCUUGCUUCGAUGAGCCAUGGCUCAAGGCCACAUUUCUUAUUAGUUUGACUUAUCCAGCCGGAUUAACUGCCCUAAGUAACUCAGCUACGGAUAAUACGACUGAUGUAGUUGUAUAUGGGACUACGUACAAAAAAACAAAAUUCCACGAGACCACCCGGAUGUCAACCUACCUGGUGGCAUUUACAAUAUCAGAGUUCACAUGUACUUCGGGGGAUACCAUUGAAACUGGUGUGCCUCACCAAGUAUGCUCCAGAAAUGAAGAAAAGGAUGAUAGAAAAUUCGCUGCGGAGGUGGGCACACCAUUGAUGAGAACCUUGGAGAGCAUCACUGGAAUAAAAUAUGGUGCGUAUAUGCCCAAAAUGGACCAACUGGCCAUUCCCGACUUUUCUGCUGGGGCAAUGGAGAACUGGGGCUUGGUGACCUACCGGGAGUCACGCUUGUUAUUCAACGAAGAAGACACCUCGAACAUUUACAAGAAAGACAUCGCUCUGGUGAUCACCCACGAGUUCACCCACAUGUGGUUCGGUGACUUGGUGACUUGUAGAUGGUGGGACUACACCUUCUUGAACGAAGGCUUUGCCAGGUUCUAUCAGUAUUUCGCUACUGCUGCAACGAAGCAGUUCGUAGACUGGGAGCUUGAGAAGCAUUUUAAUAUUGAGCAAGUGCAGUUAUCUUUGCUAGCGGAUUCCUCGUUGGGAUCCCAAGCCUUGACUGCCAAAGCUGAAAGCCCUAGUGAGGUUUCAAAUAAAUUUGGUACCAUAAGCUACGGAAAAGGUGCCUCCAUCUAUCGCAUGAUAGAAGUAAACAUCAUGGGAGCAAACAAUUUUUUACAUGGCAUCAGAGAUUACCUUUCUACUUACAACCAGUCUAGCACCACACCAGCUAACUUAUGGUCUACCCUUGAAAAAUAUACUCCAUCAAAUGCCCUCCCUUCAGGAGUUUCUUUAUCAGGAGUUUUAAACAACUGGGUGGAGGAAAAUGGACAUCCCGUGGUGAUAGUCACCAAGAGUGGAGAUCAUGUGAGCCUAACGCAAAAAAGAUUUUUAUUGAGCGAGAACGAUAAUGCCUCUCUAAAGUACUACGUUCCAAUCACUUACACGCUCUCAAAUGAUACCACCAAGUUCUCAAAUACAACUGUGAAAACUUGGCUUAUUCUUGGCCAGACUGUGGUGCUACCUGGGGUCUUGAACGAAAAUCAUUGGAUUAUAGUCAAUAACAGGCAAUCAGGGUUCUACAGGGUGGACUAUGACAGCUCUCUCUGGUCAGCAAUCAAAUCUCAGCUUCACUCCAACCACUUGGCAAUAGACGUCCUUAACAGAGCUCAGCUUAUCAGUGACGGCUACAAUUUUGCCAGAUCCACUCGCUCUGGUGGUUACCAAGGAUGGAACUAUACUGGACUUAUGGACCUUCUAAGCUAUUUAAAAUACGAAGAAGAUUACUAUCCUUGGUAUGCUGCGAUCACUGGUAAUAAUCAUGUUUUGCAAAGGAUUGGGUACGACAGUGAAGAGGGAAAGCACUUUCAAAUCUGGAUGCUUAAACUUAUGACGAACGUAUACAAAACCGUACCGUUUGAUGUCCUCGAUAGUUCCAAUCAGGUGUACACCAUGAAACAAAUAUUGAUCCUCACUAGGGUGUGCAUGUACGGUGAGGAAAGAUGCGUUACCAAGUCCAAAGAAUUGUUCGCGAAUUAUAAAAAUAACGGGGUCAAGGUGCCGAAGAACUUGAGGACUAUCGUUUACUGUACGGCUCUGAGGCACAGUACCGACGUCAUAAGCGAUUUUCACUUUUUAUGGAGGAAGUACGAGGAGACCAAACAGAUAUCGGAGAUUUUGACUAUUUACGGUGGACUGGGGUGUGCGAAUGAUUCUGACUUGUUAAAAUGGUACCUCGGCCAAACAAUAAACUCAACCUCAGGCAUCCGUUUACAAGAUUUCACCUCGGUGUGGUCCCACGUAUAUACCAGCGGAAAACUUGGCACUAACUCAGCUCUAGACUACAUUAGUGAAAACUAUGCAGCCCUUAACGCCUCGUACACUGGGGUUGGUAGCUUAAUUUCUAGCAUAGCAGAUUAUAUUUACGAGGAAAGCCAGCUGGAGAAGCUGGAAGCGUUAAGUAAUAUAAAGGGACUGUCUGAUAGUCAUAAGGCUACAAUUGAAAGAGUCAUUAAUUCUACUAAGAGUAAUCUAGCUUGGGCAACGACAGUGAGGAAAGACCUUAGGACUUAUUGGGCCAGUGAGGAUCAGGCUGAUACGAGUGGAGCAUUUAAGGUUUCGGCUGUGGUGGUUUUGGUGUUCAGUGUUCUGGUGGGAAGAUUUUUUUAAAGUUUAUUAUAAGGAGUAUGUCAA
This is a messenger RNA of Anthonomus grandis grandis, 5989 nucleotides long. RefSeq lists its product as uncharacterized. The record is from RefSeq and is a predicted model, not a curated record. The transcript has 29 exons. NCBI's taxonomy places the organism in Eukaryota, Metazoa, Arthropoda, Insecta, Coleoptera, Curculionidae. Bases 137 to 5965 code for a protein of 1942 amino acids. Gene Ontology annotation, cellular component: cytoplasm. Gene Ontology annotation, biological process: proteolysis; peptide catabolic process. Gene Ontology annotation, molecular function: peptide binding; metalloaminopeptidase activity; zinc ion binding.